ACCUGUUGGGGUUAUCACACUUCAAAGCUCAGUCUGGGCUGUGGCUUAAUGCACAUGUUGUGCUCAAGUAGCGUUUCUGCGAUCCUCUCCCUCUCGGUGCUUCAUAGGACGAUCUAAAUUGAUCGUCUGGUUCGACGUAGUGAACAUUUUGCUUCUUCGGAGUUUGAACCAGGCGUGCUUUUGAGAAUCGACCUGUCAUCAUGGAUCCGUACAAGUAUCGGCCAUCUAGCCAGUACGACACACCAUUUUGGACCACAAACCAGGGAGCGCCAGUAUGGAACAACAACAAUUCUCUCACAGUUGGUCCUAGAGGUCCGGUCCUCUUGGAGGACUACCAUUUGGUGGAGAAGUUGGCGCAAUUUGAUAGAGAGCGCAUUCCAGAGCGUGUGGUGCAUGCACGAGGUGCUAGCGCCAAGGGUUUCUUUGAGGUUACACACGACAUUUCGCACCUCACAUGUGCCGAUUUCUUGAGGGCACCUGGUGUGCAGACCCCGGUGAUUGUUCGCUUCUCAACUGUGAUCCACGAAAGAGGAAGCCCUGAGACUCUUCGUGACCCGCGUGGAUUUGCCGUCAAAUUUUACACUCGAGAGGGUAACUUUGAUAUGGUCGGCAACAACAUUCCAGUAUUCUUCAUUCGAGAUGGGAUUAAGUUCCCUGAUAUGAUUCACGCCUUGAAGCCGAACCCCAAGAGUCACAUUCAGGAGCCAUGGCGUAUUAUGGAUUUCUUCUCGCAUGUCCCUGAGGCCUGCAAUAUGUUCACUUUUGUGUUUGAUGACAUUGGUAUUCCGGCAGAUUAUCGCCACAUGGAGGGUUUUGGUGUCCACACCUUCAAGUUGAUUACCAAGGCUGGCAAAGAAACUUAUGUAAAGUUCCACUGGAAGCCCACUUGUGGUGUAAAGAGCCUGUUGGAUGAGGAAGCCGUUAUGGUUGGAGGUGCCAAUCAUAGCCAUGCUACCCAGGACCUCUACGAUUCUAUUGCUUCUGGGAACUUCCCCGAGUGGAAGCUCAUGAUUCAGACAAUGAACCCGGCUGACGAAGAUAAGUUUGAUUUUGAUCCUCUGGAUGAUACUAAGAUUUGGCCUGAGGACAUGUUUCCCCUUCAGCCUGUGGGAAGGAUGGUGCUGAACAGGAAUAUCGACAAUUUCUUCGCUGAAAAUGAGCAGCUAGCUUUCUGCCCUGGUGUUAUUGUUCCUGGAAUCUAUUACAGCGAUGACAAGAUGUUUCAGACUCGUAUCUUCUCUUACUCAGACACUCAGCGCCAUCGCUUGGGUCCUAAUUACCUCAUGCUGCCUGUUAAUGCUCCUAAAUGUGCACACCAUAACAACCAUCACGAAGGUUUUAUGAACUUCAUGCAUCGUGAUGAGGAGGUGAAUUAUUUUCCGUCACGAUUUGACCCCGUUCGCCACUCAGAACGCGUUCCAGUUUCACAGAGCAGACUCUUAGGAAUCAGGGAGAAGGCUGUCAUUCAUAAAGAGAACAAUUUCCAACAACCUGGAGUCAGGUUCCGGUCCUUUGAUCCUGCUAGGCAAGACCGUUUUAUUAAGCGCAUCAUUGAGUUGCUAUCAGACCCCAGAGUGACUCAUGAAGUCCGUAGCGUGUGGGUUGCGUACUGGAGCCAGUGUGACAAGACAUUGGGCCAGAGGAUUGCCUCACACUUCAGCAUGAAGGCAGCCAUGUAGAUACUUAUUCUACUUUGUAAUUAUGUCUACUGGUUUGCGAUAUUAUUAUGGAUUUGCUAGGAGGUGGAUGAUGGCCUGGUGUGCAGGAUGUGGGGAUGCAUCUGGUGGGAAAGUUCCAGUGCAAUCUUGAACUAAAGCUUGUUAUGAACAAGUUUUAACAUGAACACCGUUAAUCUUGUAACUGGUCUGUUAACAAAUUUCGAAGUCACUGCGUUUG
This is a messenger RNA of Physcomitrium patens, 1896 nucleotides long. RefSeq names its product catalase isozyme 2. The record is from RefSeq and is a predicted model, not a curated record. Lineage: Eukaryota; Viridiplantae; Streptophyta; Bryopsida; Funariales; Funariaceae. Gene Ontology annotation, molecular function: catalase activity; heme binding. Gene Ontology annotation, cellular component: cytoplasm. Gene Ontology annotation, biological process: hydrogen peroxide catabolic process; response to hydrogen peroxide.